AUGGACUUCCAAUCGAUGAUGCAGCAAGCGCGCAUGGGCGGUGGACCCGGAGCAGGAUCCGCCCCCGGCGACGCACCUCAAAACGACAACGCCGAGAUGGUCUACAUCUCCUCGCUCGCGCUCAUCAAGAUGCUCAAACACGGUCGCGCAGGUGUCCCCAUGGAGGUGAUGGGGCUCAUGCUCGGCUCCUUCAUCGACGACUACACCGUUUCGGUGAUCGACGUCUUCGCCAUGCCACAAUCCGGAACGGGCGUAUCGGUCGAAGCCGUCGACCCCGUGUUCCAGACCAAGAUGCUCGACAUGCUCAAGCAGACCGGUCGUCCCGAGAUGGUGGUGGGAUGGUACCACUCGCAUCCGGGCUUCGGAUGUUGGUUGAGUAACGUCGACAUCAACACGCAGCAGUCGUUCGAGCAGCUCAACCCGCGCGCCGUCGCCGUCGUCGUCGACCCCAUCCAGUCCGUCAAAGGCAAAGUUGUCAUCGACGCCUUCCGUCUCAUCAACCCUUCCACCGUCAUGCUCGGCCAAGAACCCAGGCAGACGACGUCCAACAUUGGCCACCUCAACAAACCCUCGAUCCAAUCGCUCAUCCACGGCUUGAAUCGUCACUACUACUCGAUCGCCAUCGGCUACCGAAAGACGGAGCUGGAACAGAGCAUGCUCAACAACCUGCACAAGAGGAACUGGACCGAAGGCUUGAGGUUGCGGGACUUUGGCGAGCACAAGGAGAACAACAGGAGGGCGAUCGAGAGGAUGCUUUCGCUGUCCGAGGCGUACAACAAGUCGGUGGUCGAGGAGAGCACCUUGACGCAGGAGCAGUUGAAGACGAGACAUGUGGGCAAGCAGGAUCCCAAGAGACAUUUGGAGGAUGCGGUCGAGCAGACGAUGGGUGAUCAGAUUGUUCAGAGUUUGGGCACCAUGUUGUUGGCAGAGCUGUGA
This is a messenger RNA of Pseudozyma hubeiensis SY62, 936 nucleotides long. RefSeq lists its product as hypothetical. The record is from RefSeq and is a predicted model, not a curated record. Gene Ontology annotation, cellular component: proteasome regulatory particle, lid subcomplex. Gene Ontology annotation, biological process: protein deubiquitination; proteasome-mediated ubiquitin-dependent protein catabolic process. Lineage: Eukaryota; Fungi; Basidiomycota; Ustilaginomycetes; Ustilaginales; Ustilaginaceae. Gene Ontology annotation, molecular function: proteasome binding; protein binding; metallopeptidase activity. The transcript has a single exon. Bases 1 to 936 code for a protein of 311 amino acids.